AUGGCUGCUGCUGCUGCUGCAGGGGGUCACAUCCAGCGUCUCCGCGAUGAAGCCACUUGCUCCAUCUGCCUGGAUUACUUCAAGGAUCCAGUCACCAUCCCAGAGUGUGGGCACAACUUCUGCCGAUCCUGCCUGAUCCAGUACUGGGGGGAAUCGGAGGCAGAGGCUUCCUGCCCUCAGUGCAGAGAAAGAGUCCAGAGAAGGAGCCUCAUCCCCAACCGGCAACUGGCUAACUUUGUAGAAAUAGCCCAGAAUCUCUGUGUUCAAGGAGGGAAUGAAGAGGAAAGAAAAGGAGGAGUCUGCGAGGAUCACCAGGAGCCCCUGAAGCUCUUCUGCAAAGUCCAUGAAGCCCCCAUUUGCGUGGUUUGUGACAAAUCAAAGGAACAUGAAAAUCACAAGGUGAUUCCUCUGAAGGAGGCUUUCGAGGAAUACAAGGGAGAGAUCUGUCGCCGCCUGGAGAUUCUGAGGAAAGAGAGAGAGGAAAUUCUGGCCUAUCAAACUGACCUGGACAAGGAAAGCAAAGACCUCCUUAAAUUAACAGAAACGGAGAGGCUGAAGACUGUGGAGAAGUUCAAAAAACUGCACCAGUUCCUGGAAGAACAGGAAAAACAUCUGCUGAAUCACGUGGAAGAGGUGGAGAAGGAGAUUGCAGGGAGAAGGGAUGAGCAGCUGGCCAGACUCUCCAGGAAACUCUUCUCCCUUGAGAAGAUCAUCCAGGAGAUGGAGGAGACGAGUCAGCAGCCAGCGAGUGAACUCCUGCAGGAUGUGAGAAGCACCUUGCAGAGGUAUGAGAAAAGAGAGAGUCCAGAGAAGCCACUGGCUUUCCCUCCAGAGCUCAGGAACAGGAUCUUGGAUUCCUGUGAUCUGAAUCACCUUGUGGAGCAUACAAUGAAACAAUGGAAAGCAAAUGUCACUCUGGAUCCAGACACAGCCCAUCGCGAACUCAUCCUGUCCAAGGAUCGGAAAAGCGAGCCCAGGAAGAUCCGGGUGACUCUGGACUAUGAAGGGAGACGUGUGUCUUUUUCUAAUGCUGACUCAGGAGCCAAACUCUACACGUUCUCAGGAGCCUCAUUCUCUGGAGAGACCCUCAUCCCUUUCUUUUAUCUGGAUGACAUUGAAACCCCCCUGAUGAAACUUAACUCGCGUUUUUGGCUCGAAGGAGCCAUGGCUGCUGCUGCAGGGGGUCACAUCCAGCGUCUCCGCGAUGAAGCCACUUGCUCCAUCUGCCUGGAUUACUUCAAGGAUCCAGUGACCAGCCCAGAGUGUGGGCACAACUUCUGCCGAUCCUGCCUGAUCCAGUGCUGGGGGGAAUCGGAGGCAGAGGCUUCCUGCCCUCAGUGCAGGAAAAGAGUCCAGAGAAGGAGCCUCAUCCCCAACCGGCAACUGGCUAACAUGGUAGAAAUAGCCCAGAAUCUCAGCCUUCAAGAGGGGAAGGAGGAAGGAGGGGAAGGAGGAGUCUGUGAGGAUCACCAGGAGCCCCUGAAACUCUUUUGCAAAGUCCAUGAAGCCCCCAUCUGUCUGGUGUGUGACAAAUCAAACGAACAUGAAAAUCACAAGGUGAUUCCUCUGAAGGAGGCUUUUGAGGAAUACAAGGGAGAGAUCUGUCGCCGCCUGGAGAUUCUGAGGAAAGAGAGAGAGGAAAUUCUGGCCUAUCAAGCAGACCUGGAGAAGGAAAGCAAAGACCUCCUUGUAGGUGUCUCUGUUGUUACUAGGGAGGGAACAAGAAUUAAAUUGACAAAAACGGAGAGGUUGAAGACUGUGGAGAAGUUCAAAGAACUGCGCCAGUUCCUGGAAGAAGAAGAAAAACGUCUGCUGAAUCAUGUGGAAGAGGUGGAGAAGGAGAUUGCAGGGAGAAGGGAUGAGCAGCAGGCCAGACUCUCCAGGAAACUCUCCUCUCUUGAGAAUAUCAUCCGGGAGAUGGAGGAGAUGAGUCAGCAGCCAGCGAGUGAACUCCUGCAGGAUGUGAGAAGGACCUUGCAGAGGUAUGAGAAAAGAGAGAGUCCAGAGAAGCCACUGGCUUUCCCUCCAGAGCUGAAGAGCAGGAUCUUGGAUUCCUGUGAUCUGAAUCACCUUGUGGAGGAUACAAUGAAACAAUGGAAAGAUGCUCUGCUAUUCAGAAAACUGAUUCAGAAAGCAAAUGUCACUCUGGAUCCAGACACAGCCCAUCCCCAACUCAUCCUGUCCAAGGAUCGGAAAAGCGUGAGAAGGGGAGACAAAGAGCAAGACCUGCCUGACAAUCCUGAGAGAUUCAACUACAGGCCUUAUGUGUUGGGAUGUGAGGGAUUCACAGCAGGCAGACAUUUCUGGGAAGUCAGUGUGGAAAGUGGGGAAUGGUGGGCUGUGGGGGUUGCCAGGAAGUCUGUGGAGAGGAAGGGCUUCUUCCCCUUAAACACUGAGGAAGGAAUCUGGGCUGUGGAGAAAUCUGUAGGCGAGUACUGGGCCUGCACCUCCCCUGAUGACUCUCUUCUGUCCCUGAGUGGGGAGCCCAGGAGGAUCCGGGUGACUCUGGCCUAUGAAGGGGGACGUGUGUCUUUUUCUGACGCUGACUCAGGAGCCGAACUCUACACGUUCUCAGGAGCCUCAUUCUCUGGAGAGACCCUCCUCCCUUUCUUUUAUCUGUGCAGGAAUAAAACCCACCUCAGUAUCUCCUGAGGAGACUAAAUCUGCCUCUCAGGCCCAGCAGGAGUUUCUCUCCAGACCAGAGGGACUGAUAUAAAAAACAUUUACCCACCAAGAGCACUUUGGGCAGUUUUUCAAGGGCCCUUUGAGAGGAUUCAUUCCAGUCAAAAUCAGCAGAAAUAACAAAACAAAAAUGGGUUGUUGUGGCUUUGCAUUUUCCUUCCUUUUCCCAGAAUUCCCUCUGCCUAUUACUUCUUAA
Messenger RNA from Lacerta agilis (Sand lizard), 2878 nucleotides. Its product is annotated as E3 ubiquitin-protein ligase TRIM11-like. The record is from RefSeq and is a predicted model, not a curated record. NCBI's taxonomy places the organism in Eukaryota, Metazoa, Chordata, Lepidosauria, Squamata, Lacertidae. The transcript is spliced from 15 exons. Gene Ontology annotation, molecular function: protein binding; zinc ion binding. The coding region runs from base 1 to 2652 and encodes 883 amino acids.